CCUAAUCCCCUCCCUUCCGCCUUCUUUUCCCAUCGAAAUGCGUAAACCCCUUCCCGCCGGCGUCCACCGCGUCUUUCCAUAGCCGCUCGUCGCCGCCGUCGACGCUCAGUCUUCCGCAGCUUCCUCCAUCUCUUGUUCGAAUGAUAACUGAAGAUUGAGAGAUGCUUUAGUUUCUUGGAGCACAAUAUACUGAUCAUUUUUAGCGUGGUAGUUCAGUCUGAGGUUAUUUGCCUUUUUUGAGAAGUAUUGUUACUAGGGAGAUCUUCUCUACAUUUGGGGUCAUCCACAAAAGUUUUGUUUGCCAUUGUGGAUGAGUUAUGACGAGAAAGAUAAAGAUUUACCCAUGAUUUAUUGUAUAACUGGCCGCCUUUAAUGAAGGAGAUGAUAUGAAAUCCUUAUUUGUGUGUGAGGUAUGGUUCUCCCAAUUCCACCGGAGAGAUAUGAUCAAGUAGUGUAAUUAACCAUGCUUUUGCUACAACGCAUUGUCAGAGUAGAAUCUAAAACCAAAAGUGGGAUUUUUGUUUCCUCAUUUCGGGACAUCUUCAAUGAAGCUCUUGUAUCUGAUUUAUCUUCCUUUUCAUCUGUUGCUGGAAUCAGUGGUAAUGGAAACAGGGAUAUUCCCAUCUUUUUCCCUUGGAUGUCUGAGAAGAUUGCUACAACGUUGACAGCAGCAGCAGGUGGAGAUGGCAUGAUCUCCAAGGAAGUGGCGUUGUCUUUUAAGGAGUGGUUCAAAUCUGGAAGCAACUCUUUGUUUGAUCAAAUCUUUCAAAUCCUCCAAGGGGCUAGAGAUGACCAAGAAACGACAUAUCGUCCUUCCACUGCUGAUCUGGCUCUUUCUAGUCUUGGCCUUCGCCUCAAUGAGUUAUUUGUCUUAGAUGUCCUCCGUUUUGGCUCCAACGAUGUUCUGUCCUGCCUCAAGUUCUUUGACUGGGCUGGUCGCCAACCAGGCUUCUUCCACACACGUGCCACAUUCAAUGCCAUAUUUAAGAUUCUCUCGAAGGCCAAGCUCAUGUCCCUCAUGUUUGACUUUCUUGACAACUAUGUGCAGCAGAAAUUUGUCCACAAGGUUCGUUUUUACAACACGUUGGUGAUGGGUUACGCUGUUGCUGGGAAGCCCAUUUUUGCUCUUCAGCUGUUUGGCCAAAUGCGCUUUCAAGGCCAUGAUCUUGAUUCUUUUGCCUACCAUGUUCUACUAAAUUCUCUUGUUGAGGAGAAUUGCUUUGACGCAGUGCAUGUUAUUGUCAAGCAGAUCUCUCUGAUGGGAUUUGAGAAUGAGGUCACGCAUCACAUAAUGCUAAAAAAUUUCUGUAAGCAGAGUCAGUUAGCUGAGGCAGAAACCUUCUUGCAUGGCUUGGUAAGUAGUGGGCAAGCAGUGAGUGGGCGUAUGUUGGGCAUUCUUGUUGGUGCACUUUGCAAAAGUGGAAACUUUGAGCGGGCGUGGAAGUUGGUUGAAGAGUUUAGAAAUGAGUUAGUUUCAGUGGAGCAUGUGUAUGGUGUGUGGAUAACACAACUUGUUCGGGCUGGAAAGCUGGAGAGUGCUCUACAGUUCUUAUAUAGCAGAAAGUCAGACGAAAGUUACAUUCCGGAUGUCUUCCGUUAUAAUAUGUUGAUUCAUAGACUUCUAAGAGAAAACCGGCUUCAAGAAGUGUUUGACUUACUUAUGGAGAUGAAGAAGGAACAUAUUUCUCCUGAUAAAGUAACCAUGAAUGCUGCCAUGUGCUUCCUCUGCAAAGCUGGGAUGGUGGAUGUUGCACUUGAUUUAUACAACUCUAGAUCAGGAUUUGGGCUCUCCCCCAAUAGUAUGGCAUAUAACUAUUUGAUCAAUACUUUAUGUGGGGAUGGAAGCACUGAUGAAGCAUAUCACAUCUUGAAAAAUUCUAUUGAUCAAGGCUACUUUCCAGGAAAAAAGACAUUUUCUAUACUUGCAGAUGCAUUGUGUCGAGAGCGAAAGCUUGAUAAGAUGAAGGAGUUAGUUAUUUUUGCCUUAGAGAGGAACUUUAUGCCCAGUGAUUCCACGUAUGAUAAGUUUAUAUCUGCUCUAUGUAGGGCUAAGAGAGUUGAAGAUGGGUAUUUGAUUCAUGGCGAACUCAAUAGAAUAAACAAAGUAGCCGUACAGAGUACCUAUUUUGCUUUGAUAGAUGGUUUUAACAAGUCAAACAGGGGUGAUAUUGCUGCAAGACUACUCAUUGAGAUGCAAGAAAAGGGUCACGUACCAACUAGGAAACUAUUUAGAGCAGUUAUUCGCUGUCUUAACGAAAUGGAAAAUAUGGAAAAGCAAUUCUUCAACUUGCUCGAACUACAGUUAUCUCGUCAAGAACCAAGUUGUGAGGUAUACAAUAACUUCAUUUAUGGAGCUGCACAUGCCAAAAAGCCUGAGCUUGCUAGAGAAGUAUAUCAGAUGAUGUUGAGAAGUGGAAUUCAACCCAAUUUAAGUUCUGAUAUUCUUAUAUUGAAGUGUUACUUAUGUAGUGAACGCAUUUCUGAUGCUUUGAAUUUUUUGGAGGAUUUGUCUCAGUCAAGAAUUAUUGGUAGGAAAAUCUUCAACACCAUGGUUGUUGGUCUAUGCAAAGCCAACAAGGCUGAUAUUGCACUAGAUUUUUUGAGGGACAUGAGGGAUAAGAGUUUAACACCUAGCAUUGAAUGCUACGAGGUGCUGGCCAAGCAAUUCUGUCAAAUUGAAAGAUAUGAUUUGGUGGCAAAUCUUGUAAAUGAUCUAGAGAAUGUCGGGCGCCAUUUAACUUCCUUUCUUGGUAAUAUACUUUUAUACAAUUCAUUGAAGACUCGAAAGCUCUAUGAAGCUUGGGUUCAUUCAAGAGAGGGGCUAAUGGAGACUUCUCAAAGUUCUAUGCUCGGCCUUUUAAUUGGGGCAUUUUCUGGCCAUAUUAGAGUCAGCCAGUCUAUCAAGAACUUGGAAGAAGCGAUUGCCAAAUGCUUCCCACUUGACAUCUAUACAUACAACCUAUUAUUGAGGAGACUAAGCAUAAAUGACAUGCAACUAGCAUUUGAGUUGUUCAAUCGAUUGUGUCAGAAAGGGUACGAGCCUAACAAAUGGACUUAUGAUAUAUUGGUUCAUGGUCUUUUUAAGCACGGGAGGACAUCAGAGGCUAAAAGAUUGUUGGAAGUAAUGUACCGAAAAGGGUUCGAUCCUACGGAGUGUACUAAAGCAUUUAUUUAAUCCAACAGAGUUCACUAGAUGUCAAGUCUACAGAAAGUUUGGAUUCCCAUCAUGACCCUUCCUCAAAAUAUUAUUCUAUUUCAUCCAAUGAAGAUGGGAAAGCUCUGUAAAGCUUUAGUUUGAUUGAAAGGGGAAAAGAUGUUACUUUAUUUUUAAGUAGCUUGCUGAAUGAUGUUCACAGGAUACAUUGCAGGCUCUCCUGCAUAUCUUCAUAAUUCUCCACCUGAGCAGAGGCCACUUGUUGUACGUCUAUUACAAUUUAAUCUAGUGGUAAGUUUCUUUUGAUAUGGAUGUAGCCAAAAGUUAUUGACUACUCUUAUUUCGUAAUUCCUCCAUUACAACUAUUUAUCAUUUCAACAAAUUGGGAAGACUAAUAAUAAUCUCCCAUGGCAUAUAAGCUUAAGAUUGUACGAUAUUUCAUUAUUUCUAAUAACAACAUUAUUACCAAAUACCCAUAGUGAGGAAAUAAGGGAAGACUACAAGUAAAAGGAAUAGCAAUAAAAUGAAGGAAAAUAAGCAAGCUUUAAAAAGAAAAAAGAUUAGGAACCAACUUUUGAAAGCAGGUAAACAUAUGAGAGCAUUGUUCUUUCUACUAGAAUAUAGAAUACCUUCCCUUGUCCCAAUACUAAUAGAUAGAAUUGCUUUGAGAAAAAGGGAUCCUGCUCUAGCAAUCACUUAUCUCAUUCCAUCUUCCAUUAGGAGUGGGAUACUAUCCUUUCUUAGAUGAGGUCCUUGGGGCUUCACUCUUCCGGAAUUGCUGGCAAACUAUUUGCCAAGACAAUGUUACAACUAAAUAUACAAAGUUUUGUCAAAUUAGCGGUACUAGAACAAGAAUUUAAAUGAGACCAAUACUUUUAAAUGAAUAAGAAACCAAUGUAAAUGUGAUGGUUUAAAUUUAAAACUUAAAAGAUAAAAUAAGGUGACUAUUCCAUUUUUUAGCCUGAGCAGGAAUAUAUUGAAACUUAAAAGCUGGGAAGAGAGAAAACAUCCAAUGCCACAAGAAAAGUACAUAUAUAAUGUUACGAAACCAUCAUGGGAUGGGCUAGUGGUCAAUGAGCCAAUGUAAAUAGCAAAGGGCUUAGAGGGAAUGAGUUCAAUCCAUGGUGGCUACCUACCUAGGAUUUAAUAUCCUACGAGUUACCUUGUCAACCAAAUGUAGUAGGGUUAGGUGGUUGGUUCGUGAAUAGUCGAGUUGCGCGCAAGCUGGUCCGAACACACGGAUAUUAAAAAAAAAAAAUGUUACGAAGAUAGGGCCCCAUUUGACAAACUUUAAUUUGUCUCAAUAGUAGCCAUGAGUAAAAAUUAAUUGCUCGAUACACUGAGUAAAAAUAUAUAUACAUUCUAAACAAUGAUCAGAAUGUUAUGGUCCAUCGAUAAAUUUUCACAUUGCAUUAGCUGACUAAAUAUUGAGACCUCAAUAUCAUGAAAAGUUGUGAGUUGGCUGUAUCACAUACGUGUGUAUGAGAGACAAGAGCAGAUUCAGACAUUACAAUAAUUAUUUCCACAGUAGUAUCUAUUACUCUGAGGCAAUUUUCUUUCAUACAAACACACACUGAGCAGUUAUCCCAACAACCACAUUGCUAGAUUGCAGAGGUACCAACAAAAUUAUAGUUCCCAAGUUUAAUCAGUAUUUUCAUAACGAAAGAGAGCAUAUCACAUCUCUUUGUCAAUAUUUUACAAGGCUUAAGAUGGUCUCCAGGCUUUUUCUCAGGUAGAGGCGAGACAUAGGUCUCGAGGCGGCAUGAGGCGUAACCCUCAUUUGAGGGACAUUUGAGGGAAGUUUCUCUUCUUUAUUUUUGUAAAAGUAGUUGAUUAUUUUUGAUAUGUUGGAUUGACUAAGUUUCUGUAAUGAAAAUUUGUAAAAUUUCUCUACAAUGUUUAUGUGAGUGAAACAGUUCAUAUUCUUGGAUUGGUCUCUUCAGAAAUGGCAUCUUUAUCAUUCAGUAACUACCCUUUUGGAUUAGACUAUUAGCAUGAAUUGUUCCAUGUAAAAAUUUGUGGCUUGGAAUAAUGUGAUCAUCUUAGUUUCAAAAUGCUUGCAAAUUUAAGAAAUUUGACUGCAAUACACGAUAGGAGGUUGAAUGGCAUAGCAAAAGAAUUGAAUAAUAUUGAAAACGUGGCCAUGACACAAAUGAGAGGUUUGUUUUGAUACCUCUUGAUAUUAUAAAUCAAGCUUCUGUUCUUGUGGUUGCAUUGUAACUUCUCCUUUUGGCCUAGGAAUUGGAUGGGAAAUUAUUACUUACAGUGCUGUGGCACUACGAGGAAUAAGGAUUUGAAUUUAUUGUAUGUUAUGAUUUAGAAUAGCACUAUCUUGCUACAAAUGAUUUAUUAUGAAAAUUUGGACGUUUUUCUUUAUCAUAACAAUAAUAUUUAGAGACAUCAUGGGUGCAUUAGCAAAAAUUGAAGAUGUAGUAAGAAUUAUCUGGGUGCUUCAGUAGGUUCCGGUGCAAAAUAAUUCUGUCAAUACUUUUCUUUUCUACUUAUUUGUCCGGACUCAUAUUUGCAGUUUAAAGGUUAGUGAACUUGCUGUAAUGCAUGUUUAUGCCUAUUGACAACUUUUAUGAGCAGUGUCUGGACUCGUAUUUGCAGUUUAAAUAUAUGUUCUUGGCUAUGGAGUUUGCUUCCAACAAGUUCUUGCUUAAGACUCAUUUGUAGCUAAAAAUUGAGAGUUUUGAGCUUCAUUUAACUGUAUCAGAAGUUGGAUUUUAGACGCCAAAAUUAGCCAGAUAAACGAAGGAUUCAAGAAGGAAGAGAUAAGAAAAAGGUGCAGUAGAAGGAAAGGCUCACCUUAUCAGGUGGAUGAAAUGAUAGCUUUACAUGUGCAAAUGAGACAAACUCAUUUACACUUGAUAUUUUGUGCCUCAAGUUGCUUUAGUUUUGAAAAUUUGGUGAAUUUUGUACUUUGGACUCAUACUUGAUGAAAUUUAUGAGUCAAACAUGAGAAGUAAAAUUGUAUUGUAAGUACAACCUCCACUUGCUCUCCCUCUUUCAAGAUCUUUUUGUUAUUAUAACAUUUCCUGAACUGGAAAGCUCUUUUUAUUUUUAUUUUCAUGAUUCUCUGGCU
Messenger RNA from Momordica charantia (bitter melon), 6239 nucleotides. RefSeq names its product Pentatricopeptide repeat (PPR) superfamily protein. Gene Ontology annotation, molecular function: mRNA binding; protein binding. The record is from RefSeq and is a predicted model, not a curated record. Lineage: Eukaryota; Viridiplantae; Streptophyta; Magnoliopsida; Cucurbitales; Cucurbitaceae.